Molecule: messenger RNA, 1638 nt
Organism: Suillus subaureus
Lineage: Eukaryota; Fungi; Basidiomycota; Agaricomycetes; Boletales; Suillaceae
Exons: 6
Coding region: 1-1638 (545 amino acids)
Source: RefSeq, a predicted model, not a curated record
AUGUCCAAGAGGUGGCAGCCCACAUGGGAACAGCACACAUGGCUGAUGCCUCACUUGACAAAAUACCAAGUGAUGCCAUGUAGCGAAGAAGCUGUGUACUUGAUGCUGAUGCACAGGGAGUGGUUAGAGAAUUGGCCUGAGGAAGAUGUUCUGUGGCCUGAUCAUCCUAUGGAGCAGCAUGCAUUGAGUGAAGAUGAGAAGGCAGAGCUGUGCUUAGCUGAAAAGGAACGCAAAGAAAAAUCCAUCCAAGAGAUGCUCAAGGUUGCACAAGCAACACAAUCACUCACAAAUGGUCAGCGAGUAGCACUUGUGAAAAAAGAAACCAUGGCCCUGUAUGCUGGCAAGUCUGAGGAGAUCAAGGCUAAAGUGAAGGAGUAUAUCCAUGCGCAGAAGCAAGAGCAUGGUAAGGAAAAAGCUGAGCCUUGGAGUGAUGAAGAUCAGCAGCAAAAUCUCAUGAAGCUAGCCACCGUUGCAAAUCAAUUUCUGAAAGGCCUCGCUGAUGCCACCAGCCUAUCCUUCAGCCUUCUCAUUGGGGGUCCAUCCAUUGAGUUAGGUGGGAUGAUUGAUGUCUGGAGCUUCCAUGUUGGGAUGACAAAGCUGGGCAAUAAUUUUAGCCAGGCUUACCCUAAAUUUGAGAGUGAGGUAGUGGGACCAUUUCGUGAUUAUCUGUAUCAUGUGUACUCAGAGGCCACAGCACUCAAAGAUCGGAAGAUGGGAGGAGCUAGCAGCUCCAGUUCAUUGUGGGGAGAGAGCUUAUACAACAAGAAUCGGCCAUCAUAUCGUGCAUCGGAUAUGAUGGAUGAGUUGUCCAAGCAGGAUACAUCUUUGACAAACAUGUUUGGAUCACUGGAUUUAUCCAACUUUCCUUCUUUGUCACAUGACCCAGAUGUAUCCAAGUUUCUGCCUUUGUCAAAUGGCCCUGGGUCUCCCAUAUUGACCUCUCCAGCAUCACAGCCCUCCAGCUCUGACAACAUUCUCUCUGGCAACAAUGAAUCAAACUGGCUGGUGUCCAAUGGCCUCAAUGAUCUCUUAGAAACAUUGGCCCAGAAUCUGCCAAUGUCAACUGUCAACUGCUUGAUGUCACAUGGUCCUCCUUUGCUGCCUUCCAUUCCUGCGGUUCCAGCUGCAGCUGAUACAUUCUAUUUUCCCCCACCACCCAAACUGUUUGAUGGUAUGCCCUCAGCUGACUCACUUCCUAAUCCCCCUCUGCCACACAAACCAUUUGAUGGUACACCCUCAGCCGACUCAGCCCCUAGUGGAUUCACACACCCAACUGCUCACCUCCCUGGAAAUGCAGAAGAGCCCAACAGCAACAGGCCAGACGCACUCCCUGCAUCUUCAAUGGCAGAAGAUUCUACAGAGGACUCGCGUCCCUCACCCAUCCCAUCUCACACUUCCACUUCAGCAAACAUCAUCAAUGAGCCUCGAGUGGAUGAAGCUCAAAACGACAAAGGGAAUGACAGCAGCGGACCCCACAGAACAAGGCGCGCACACAUCCCAUUGACAUGCAACAUCAUUGCCAACUCAAUCAGCAACAAUUGCAGGGAGAAUGUAUCCUUGAACCCAGCUUCAAAAUGCAGCCAUGCCACUGAUUCAUCCACUCAUGCAGGUCAGCAAGCAAAAAGACCAAGGGUGUGA